ACCGGGUUAAUAGCUCCUGAUUGCGCCGCGAGGGGUGCCCACACGGGACCCCUCUUCUCAAACCAACAUGGGACCAACAGCGACUCACUCUUAGCGUCCUUCAUGCGCUUCUUCAUAUGCUCUCCGCUUUCCAUCUACAACCAUGUAGUCACAGGCGUUCGCCCGUUCUGCUGCUUCCUUGCUGACUGCUGCCUCUGUCCUUUGUUGUGCAGCCGGGCUGCGUCACUCUGUAGUUAAUCCUUCUUACAUUCGUUCACCCCACUGUUCUUUUCCCUUCUCCCUUGCUUCAGCAGUCCUAGCAGGCUUGGACUGUAUAUCUUCGACCAUAAUCCCUUCGCCCAACAACAUCUUGACUGGCCCUUUUAAUUCAGAUGAAUCUUGUGGACACCCGUUGAGAGCCAGGAAGCUUGAGAGGGCUUGUCCGAACGACUCCCCAGCCACUCUCGACAACAUGCCAGCAACAGGGCUUAGAAGGAGGGUCGAUCCGGUCAAAUAUGUCGUGGUACCUAGGAAGGCAGAGGAGGCAAUGGAAGAGGAGGUGCGCGUGGAGCCGGAUGCAACGUCCAUCGUCGAACACCUCAUCCGUCGCAUCGAUGAGGAGCAACAGUCUCAAAUCUCGGCAGUUCCAUCGCUCACGGUACCAUUGAACAAACGCACCUAUUCAUCAUCUUCAUCUGUUUCCAACACUCUUUCAUCGGCAUCUGGCACAGUUACAGUACCAUCACUAAGACAAGAGGACGACGACGAUGCUGCUGUAGUUGUGACUUUCACAGCGGCACCACCCGGGCGACCACCUCCAGGAGGCCACCCGCAAGGACACAAGGGCGGCAUUUCGGAGUCGACACAGCAUCUGUUGAUUGCCGCCGGGUCAAUUGGUGCCACCAUCAUCAUCGUUAUGACCAUUCUAGGUAUCCGUGCCAUGAGAAAGCGCGGCAUCACCUUCUUAGAAGCGCUCCAGGCAGCCCGGUACCAAAUCACCCACGGGGGUCCGCCUCCACCUCCGAAGCAGCCCACGCCGACUGAGUUCUGGCCGGAUGCCAAGGAGAAACAGUCCUCUGAGUAUGGGUCUAUUCGAAGUGAAUCUGUCAAAGCUCCCCAAGCGGCUAUGGCUCGUUCAGCUUCGCACAGAUCACAGAAGCCUAUAGCACCUCUGGAUCGCAGUGACAGCUUCAACCUUGAUCGUAAAGGAUCACACGCGUCAAUCAACGAACCCAAGUCCUUUUACCUUCAAUCACCACCUCCAGCCAGGGACAAUUCGCAGCGCCGCAAAGACAGUGGUAGUCAGCCGUCAAACGCGCCAAACUCCAGCGCGAACAACACGUCUAAUCGCAACACCAGAUCCAUGUACGAUGAAGAAUCAGAGCUCGAAUACGCUGAUCCCCAACAAAACCGUGCAAUGUCGCCACUGCCUCCCCCGCCUACAUUCAAACAGUUCCUCUCGAACCGGCCAUCGGGAUCAGUGAAGCAAGGAAUCGAAAACAUGAUGAGCAGAUUCAGCUGGACCAACUCCAACGCGCCCCAAACCCCACACGAACCUUCACGCGACACCAAAACAUCCCAAGUGAACCGCGACUCCUACAUGACAUCUCGCUCGUCCGUCCCGCGCUUCCGCACCGUCGACUCAUGGGUAAACCAGCAAACCAACCGUCUUGAAGAACGAAAGCUCAAGGAGCAAUUCCGCCUCACCUCCACCACCGUAACAUCGCAGGAUUUGGAGGAGCGCGACGUCGUCCCCGAAGUCCCCGCCGUUCCCGCCAUGCCCAAGAACGUGCAAGCACUGCGAGACAGCUCCGCACAACUGAGCUCUCAACUCCCCAAUAGAAGACCCGUGACUCCUCCAGGACUCCCCGGUCGCAACGUCAAACACCAGCGUCAGGAUACCCGCACCACAGUCGACACCGCUCCCGUCUUCCGCCAACACCCCGGCGACGAAGUACGCUUCAGCACAAAGAGCGAUGUGCCCUCUGAGAUCCUCGACCGCGGCCAACGCGACGACGUCCUCAAAUAA
Messenger RNA from Periconia digitata, 2008 nucleotides. The record is from the annotation of a GenBank genome assembly. Lineage: Eukaryota; Fungi; Ascomycota; Dothideomycetes; Pleosporales; Periconiaceae.